AUGGUUUCUCCAGCCGAUGUAAAAAAGCACACUGUUGCUUCACUGGGAGUAGCUCCGGUUGGCAAAACACCGGAAAAGAUUCAGAAUGGCAAAGACUUCUAUAAAUUUUUCUUUACAACUCACCCGGAACUUCGCAAGUACUUCAAAGGUGCCGAAAACUUCUCUUCUGAUGACGUCCAGAAGAGCGACAGAUUCGAAAAACAAGGCACUUCACUGCUUCUGUCCGUGCAUAUUCUGGCUAACACCUACGAUAAUGAGGAGGUAUUCCGUGCAUUCUGUCGCGACACUAUUAACAGACACGCAACCCGAGGACUCGACCCUCACCUCUGGAAGACUUUCUGGACAAUCUGGACAGGGUUCCUAGAGAGCAAAGGUGCAACUUUAACCGGAGACCAGAAGGCCGCCUGGGAAGCCCUCGGCACAAUGUUCAACGAGGAAUGCCAAUCGCAUCUGGCAAAGCUCGGACUGCCCCAUGUAUAA
Molecule: messenger RNA, 480 nt
Organism: Necator americanus (New World hookworm)
Lineage: Eukaryota; Metazoa; Nematoda; Chromadorea; Rhabditida; Ancylostomatidae
Exons: 4
Coding region: 1-480 (159 amino acids)
Biological process (GO): oxygen transport
Molecular function (GO): iron ion binding; oxygen binding; heme binding
Source: RefSeq, a predicted model, not a curated record